CUCAGUCCGGGGACCUUCUUGGGUUUCAGAAGCUGCUCCGGGAAAACCCAUCUCUUCUAAACGAAAGAAAUGCCGUUAGUCUGUCAAAUGCAAUGCAGUGGAAUAUGGUGAAUUAAGUACCAUAUGAUGUUUUGGUGUAAUGAAGAGAAGGAAUUGGGCUGGAUCUAAGUGUGUUCACCGUUGGACGAUGGAUAAGGGAGUUUCUUUUCAUGGUUGUCACUAGUGGUGGGAACGAGCUUCUUCUCCACUAAUUGAAGUCAAUUGUACUUUCAGUUAUGGAUUGUCUGUGUGGCUAAAUUGAAGAUGAGAUCCCAUACUUUGUGUAGUUUUUCGAAGGCAUAUACUUCUUUGGCCAGUUCAUAAGCCUUUUCAACCAGAGAAAGCUUAGUUAAAAAAGGCGUAAAGAAAGAUAGGAUUAGCAGAUGGCACAAACUCCACUUCAUGUUUCUGCUGGUUACAACAAGGCUGAGAUAGUUAAAUUUCUUCUUGAUUGGCAAGGGCCAGAUAAGGUUGAGUUGGAAGCCAGGAACAUGUAUGGAGAAACACCAUUGCACAUGGCAGCUAAGAAUGGAUGCAAUGAUGCUGCACGGUUGCUUCUUGUUCAUGGUGCUUCUAUUGAAGCCAAAGCAAAUAAUGGAAUGACACCAUUACACCUUGCUGUGUGGUACUCACUUCGAGCAGAAGAGUUCUCAACUGUCAAAACAUUACUUGAGUACAAUGCUGAUUGCAGUGCUAAGGACGAUGAGGGUAUGACUCCCCUAAAUCACCUUUCAAAAGGCCGUGAAAAUGGAAAGCUGCAGGCACUAUUACUGUCUCACUUUGAAGAGCAGAGGAGGAGAAGAGCAAUUGAAGCAUGCAGCGAAACGAAAGCUAAGAUGGAUGAACUUGAAAAUGAAUUAUCAAAUAUUGUUGGUUUGCAUGAGCUCAAGGUACAACUACGGAAAUGGGCAAAGGGGAUGCUUUUGGAUGAGAGGCGUAAGGCCCUUGGGCUGAAGGUUGGCACAAGGAGACCCCCUCAUAUGGCGUUUCUUGGCAAUCCUGGAACAGGUAAGACAAUGGUAGCUCGAAUUCUUGGAAGAUUACUCCAUAUGGUGGGAAUUCUACCUACUGACAAAGUAACAGAAGUACAGCGAACUGAUUUGGUUGGGGAAUUUGUUGGUCAUACUGGACCAAAAACUAGGAGGAAGAUUAAAGACGCAGAGGGAGGAAUUCUUUUUGUAGAUGAAGCUUAUCGACUAAUACCUAUGCAGAAGGCAGACGAUAAAGACUAUGGUUUGGAAGCAUUGGAAGAGAUCAUGUCUGUCAUGGAUAGUGGAAAAAUUGUAGUCAUAUUUGCGGGAUAUAGCGAACCAAUGAAACGAGUAAUUGCUUCCAAUGAAGGUUUCUGCCGGCGUGUGACCAAGUUUUUCAAUUUUAGCGACUUCAGUUCCGAAGACCUAGCAAAGAUUCUCCAUAUCAAGAUGAACAAUCAAACAGAGGAAAGCUUGUUGUAUGGGUUUCAGUUACAUUCUUCUUGCAGUAUAGAAGCUGUUGCAGAACUGAUUCGAGAAGAGACAACAGAAAAGCAGUGUAAGGAGAUGAAUGGAGGUUUAGUGGAUACGAUGUUAGUUAAUGCUAGAGAGAGUUUGGACCUUAGGCUCAAUUUUGACUGUAUAGACACAGAUGAACUUAGAACAAUCACCCUAGAGGAUUUACAAGCAGGCCUUCGGAUUUUGUCACAAUGAGACAGAUUUGGAAUAAAGUAAAAACAAGAAGAAGAAAAGGUGAUAAGAUCAUAACCAUGCAGAGAAAAGCUUUGCAGGUCUCCCACAUAUUGAUUUGGAAUAUUUGUUUCUCCAGCUCUCUCUUGAUUUCUACAUGUGGUCAUGAGGUUCGGCUGCACUUACUGCUGGAGAUUGUAGUGGUUUUGAGUAUUUGCAGAAAUUAUUUUAUUCGUUGGGAUUUGAUUACUUCCUGGCAGGUUUUGGUGUAAUUGACAUUUUUUAUAUGUUAGUAGAAAACCAUAGUUCAAAAGC
Messenger RNA from Prunus avium (sweet cherry), 2015 nucleotides. Its product is annotated as AAA-type ATPase family protein / ankyrin repeat family protein. Gene Ontology annotation, molecular function: protein binding; ATP hydrolysis activity; ATP binding. The record is from RefSeq and is a predicted model, not a curated record. Lineage: Eukaryota; Viridiplantae; Streptophyta; Magnoliopsida; Rosales; Rosaceae.